Molecule: messenger RNA, 1334 nt
Organism: Danio aesculapii
Lineage: Eukaryota; Metazoa; Chordata; Actinopteri; Cypriniformes; Danionidae
Product: NACHT, LRR and PYD domains-containing protein 12-like
Exons: 5
Coding region: 72-1334 (420 amino acids)
Source: RefSeq, a predicted model, not a curated record
AAGAAGAGGAGGUGGAGGUUAUCCGGUUUCUUCUAGAGUUUCUGCUGGAGAUCAAACUCUUCAGAUCCAUCAUGGAGGACACACACACUUCUGGAGAUCAGGAUUUGUGUACAGGAUGCAGCUCACGUAAGAGGAAGAGAGCAGAAGGAGAGCCCAGCUGUGUGUCUGUGAAGAGUGACUGGUCUAUGGAUCCACCAAUAUAUUUUAAGAGUGGAAACACAGGACCUGCUGUCAGUUCACGUAGGAGGAAGAGAGCAGAUGCAGAGCCCAGCUGUGUGUCUAUGAAGAGUGAUGUGUCUAUGGAGCGACCAAUACAUUUUAAGAGUGGAAACACACAACCUGCUGUCAGUGUGGAUAGAGAAGAUCAGACUGGAGACCUGCAGCAGGAUUCACUCCAACCAGAACAUGAUGAACUCCAGAGAGUCAAAGAGCAGCACAAAACCAGCAUGAAGAACAGGUAUGAGAGAUUAUUUGAGGGAAUCAACCAUCGAGAGACUCAAACCCUCCUGAACAGGAUCUACACACAGCUCUACAUCAUAGAAGGAGAGAGUGAAGGAGUGAAUGAAGAACAUGAGGUUUUACAGAUGGAGAAAAGAGCCAGAACAAAACCCUCACAACACACUCCAGUCUACUGCAAUGACAUCUUUAAAGCCUCAGCUGGAGCAGGACAUGAGGAGAAGAUCAAGAAGAAGAAAGCCCAGAUCAAGACUGUUCUCACUAAAGGCAUCGCUGGAAUCGGGAAAACCGUCUCUGUGCAGAAGUUCAUUCUGGACUGGGCCGAGGGAAAAGACAAUCAGGAUGUAGAUUUCAUGUUUGUGCUUCCAUUUCGAGAGCUGAACUUGAUCAGAGAUCAUCAGUACAGUCUUCACAGACUUCUGCUGGACUUUCAUCCUGAACUUGAAGAUCUGGAGCCCAAGAUUUAUGAGCAGUGUAGAGUUGUGCUCAUCUUUGAUGGUCUGGAUGAAAGCAGAAUCACACUCAACUUUUCAGAUGAGGAGAAAGUUUGUGCUGUGACUGAAUCUUCAUCAGUGGCUGUGUUGAUGUGGAGCCUCCUGAAAGGAGAUCUGCUUCCCUCUGCUCUCAUCUGGAUCACCUCCAGACCAGCAGCAGCCCAUCAGAUCCCCUCCAGAUACAUCAACCGUCUGACAGAAUUCAGGGAUUCACUGAGCCUCAGAAGGAGGAAUAUUUCAGGAAGAGAAUCAGCGACGAGCAUCAAGCCAGCAGAAUCAUCUCCCACAUCAGAAGAGCAAGAAGCCUCCAGAUCAUGUGCCACAUACCCGUCUUCUGCUGGAUCUCCUCCACUGUGCUUCAGAAGCUCCUGGAAGAAGAUCUGA